Molecule: messenger RNA, 2856 nt
Organism: Cucumis sativus (cucumber)
Lineage: Eukaryota; Viridiplantae; Streptophyta; Magnoliopsida; Cucurbitales; Cucurbitaceae
Product: squamous cell carcinoma antigen recognized by T-cells 3
Exons: 16
Coding region: 79-2565 (828 amino acids)
Biological process (GO): RNA processing
Molecular function (GO): protein binding; RNA binding
Source: RefSeq, a predicted model, not a curated record
CCUCGGCAGUGUUCAGUUGUAGUCCUCGGCAGGAGCAGACUGUUUUCUUGGGGAACUUUCUCUUUGAAGUCCGACGCCAUGGAUGAACCCAUUUCAUCCAAAGCCGAAACUCCACUUCCAACUAACUCAGACCAAGGAUACUCGGUAAAUGGAGACGAACCCAUGCCCGACCUUCCUCAGAACCCCGCCGAUUCUUCUUCCUCCGACUCUGAUUCUGAAGACGACGAAUCCAACCAAAACCUUCACCUCCAGUCCCUUCAAUCUCAGCUCUCCUCCAAUCCCUCCGACUACGAUGCUCACGUUCAAUACAUAAAGAUUUUGAGGAAAGUUGGUGACAUCGACAACCUCAGGAAAGCAAGGGAAGCAAUGAGUGAGAUAUUUCCAUUGACCCCUUCAAUGUGGCAGGAAUGGGCCGAGGACGAAGCAUCUAUUAGUACUGGACCUGAGGCUCUUGCUGCAAUUGAGAGACUAUAUGAGCGAGGGGUGUUUGAUUAUCUGUCAGUUUCUUUUUGGCUUGACUACUUAAAUUUCAUUCGAGAAUAUGAUCCAUUGGUGCAAGAUUGUGCAACUUCUGGAAUUAAAAAGGUUAGAGAUUUAUUUGAACGUGCUCUCACAGCCGCUGGUUUGCAUUUCACUGAGGCUGAAAAAUUAUGGGAAGCAUAUAGAGAUUUGGAGAAAUCCAUAUAUCAAACCAUUGCUGAAACUGAUGCUCAGGCAAAGGAAAAACAAGUCCAGCUAAUCCGAAGCAUUUUCCAUCGUCAGCUGUCACUUCCUCUAUCUAAUAUGAGUUCAACACUUGAGGCCUAUAAAGCAUGGGAGAUGGAAGUGAAACAAGAAUGCGCUCUUGAUACGGAAUCUAAUUAUUCUGAUGGGGUUCCCACUCAAGUGGCCACAACUUAUCAAAGAGCAUUGGAUAUGUAUAAUGCCCGUGUUCAACUGGAAGACCAAAUAUCGAAACAGGAUUUAACUGAUACUGAAAGACUUCACCAGUACAUCAUUUAUCUAAAAUUUGAACAAUCUGCUGGAGAUCCAGCAAGGGUCCAAGUUCUGUUUGAGCGUGCAAUUGCCGAUUUUCCAGUAUCGGUUGAUCUUUGGCUAGAUUAUACCUGUUACAUGGACAAAACUUUGAAGGUGGGCAAUAUUGUGAGGAACGUUUACUCCAGGGCGACUAGGAAUUGUCCAUGGAUAGGUGAUCUUUGGGUUCGAUAUUUGCUUGCUCUGGAACGUUCUCAUGCUUCUGAAGGUGAAAUUGCUUCAGUCUUUGGGAAGUCUUUGCAGUGCUCAUUCUCAACCUUGGAUGAGUACUUGGAUUUGUUUCUUACACGAAUUGAUGGCUUGAGGCGAAGAAUCUCAUCUGGAGUUCAGCUAGAGGAUGCAUUGGAAUAUUCAUUGAUUAGAGAGACCUUUCAGCGUGCAUCAGAUUACUUAUCACCACAUCUAAAGAAUUCAGAAGUUUUGGUGCGUUUGUAUGCUUAUUGGGCCCGUUUGGAGAUAAACAUGGGGAAAAAUCUAGAUUCUGCCCGUGGAGUUUGGGAAAGUUUGCUUAAGAUCUGUGGCUCAUUAUCGGCAGCAUGGGAGGGUUAUAUAGCAAUGGAAGUUGAGUUGAACCAUAUAAAUAAUGCCAGAUCCAUAUAUAAGAGAUGUUACAGCAAAAGAUUUCCAGGGAGUGGUUCAGAGGAUAUUUGCCAUUCCUGGUUGCGUUUCGAGAGAGAAUUUGGUAGCCUUGAAGAUUUUGACCAUGCUGUUCGAAAGGUUAACCCUCGCCUGGAAGAGUUGAAGUCAUAUAAGUUACAGAUUGAUGACUCAGAAAAUCCUGUAAAGCAGAAUGAUCGUAGUAAGCGAAAAUUGGGUGGAGAUGCACCCAAUGUAGAGUCUCCUGCUAAGAAACUGAAAGAUUCUGCCCAUGGGCCGAAGAAGGUUACUGAGAAGGGUAAAGCUCAAUUAGAAAACGUAGAUGAUCAAACCGGAGACAUCAGAGGAAGAGUUAAAAAACUUGACGACAUAAGUGACCAACAAAUGAAUGAUUCCAUUCAAGAAAAGGGAAAAGUAUAUAAUGACCAAUGCACUGCAUUCAUCUCCAACCUCAAUCUCAAGGUUACCUAUGACCACUUACGGGACUUCUUCCAAGAUGUUGGUGGAGUAGUUGCAAUUCGAAUAUUGCACGAUAAGUUUACUGGAAAAUCACGGGGACUAGCAUACGUUGAUUUCUCUGAUGAUGCACAUCUUGAGGCUGGAGUUGCAAAAAACAAGCAGUUGUUGCUUGGGAAAAAGAUAAGCAUUGCACGGUCAGAUCCUAAGAAAGGAGGCCAUGGUACGGAUAAAGCUGGUGCAGGCAAGAGAUUUGAGUCGAGAAGUUCAAAGGAGUCUCAUAAAGGCAAUGAGCAACCAUCUGGGGUGAGGAGACAUGGAGGGAACAGUGUUGAUCUCAAGGGAAAGAACACGUUUGCGGUGCCUAGAAAUGUUAGAGCACUUGGUUGGACUACAGAUAAACCUAAAACCUUGGAACAAGAUGAUGAGAAGCCAAAAACCAAUGAUGAAUUCAGGAAACUGUAUUUUAAAGGCUGAAGCUGUGUUUGUUGUAACUAUUAUUUAUGGACAAAGAGAUUCUGAUGUAGAUUAGAGUUUAUCCCUAGACAUACCCAUCCCGUACCAUACCAGAAAGGAAAUUUGAUUUUUGUAAUCUCUUACAAGUGGAGUUUCGUUUAGUCAUUUACUAUGGUAUCCUAAUGUUUGGAUACCUGAUUUGGCUAUGUUGUAUAUAUAGUUCAAUCGAGAUUUUAGGCCUUUUUAUAAAAUCUAGCAGUUAACUAUAUGAUUGUGCUUUUGAUUAUUCAUGCUUGAAGAGAAGUUAUACUA